Molecule: messenger RNA, 1307 nt
Organism: Panicum hallii
Lineage: Eukaryota; Viridiplantae; Streptophyta; Magnoliopsida; Poales; Poaceae
Product: protein BOBBER 1-like
Exons: 6
Coding region: 175-1098 (307 amino acids)
Biological process (GO): protein folding
Cellular component (GO): cytoplasm
Source: RefSeq, a predicted model, not a curated record
CGGGCGCCUCUCGAGUUCCAGCUCAUCUCGCCUCUCCUCUCCGGCCGCCCCCUCCUUAUAAUCGAAGUCCAAACAAACCCCCACGCUUCCUCCCCAUCCAAAACCCUCACCGAAAUCUGAGAUCUAUCUCGGACUCCCGGCGCGGCGCGAAGCCCUAGCGUAGGGAAUCGCUCCAUGGCGAUCAUCUCCGACUUCCAGGACGACGAGGCCCCGCCGCGGCAGCAGCAGCAAGCGGCGGCGGACGUCGAGGAGGCCCUCGCGGCGCUGCUGGAGCGGUGCGGCGGCGCCUUGCCGUUCCUCCAGGCGGCCAUCGGCGUCGCGCACCGCCGGUCCGGCCUGUUCCGCGACCCGUCCGCGGUGACCAAGGUCACCGCGAUGGCGGCGGCCGCUAGGGCGGAGGUGGAGGCCGAGGAGAGGGCGGCCAGGGAGGCUAAGCGGAAGGCGGAGGAGGCCGAGCGGAAGGCGGCGGCCGAGGCGGAGAAGGCGGCCAAGGCCGCGGCGGCUCCGGCGGCGGAGGGGAAGCCGGAGAGCUCGGCGGAGAAGGACAGCAUGGAGGUGGAUAAGAAGGAGGAGGGCAACGUGAGACAACCAAAUGCUGGCAAUGGUCUUGACUUGGAGAAGUACUCGUGGACUCAACAGUUGCCAGAGGUUAACAUCUCGGUUCCUGUUCCUGAAGGAACAAAAUCAAGAUUUGUGGUCUGCGAUAUAAAGAAGAACCAUCUGAAGGUUGGCCUAAAGGGCCAGCCCCCUAUCAUUGAUGGUGAGCUCUAUAAGCCAGUUAAGGUUGAUGACUGCUUCUGGAGCAUAGAGGAUGGAAAAUCACUGAAUAUAUUGCUUACAAAACACAACCAAAUGGAGUGGUGGAAGUCUGUGAUAAAGGGGGACCCUGAAGUUGAUACCCAAAAGGUGGAACCAGAGAGCAGCAAACUUUCUGAUUUGGAUCCAGAGACUAGACAAACUGUGGAAAAGAUGAUGUUUGACCAACGUCAGAAGCAGAUGGGCCUUCCAACAAGUGAUGAGAUGCAGAAGCAAGAACUUCUCAAGAAGUUCAUGGCUGAGCACCCGGAGAUGGACUUCUCAGGGGCGAAAAUAGCUUGAGGAUGAUCGAAGCCAAACCACCGGAGGUUGGGGAAAUUGUUUCUACAAGUAUCUUCAUCAGGUUGUCUGGGUGUCUUGCUCGUGUUUAUGCUGGAUUGGUCCUUUUGCCGCGCUUUAGAAAUAUACAUUAGAACCAUGACUUGUAUCCUGAACCUAUCUACUGGGUUAUCAAUUUUUGCAUGAAGUAACGUGCUGCUCUCUUGCCUCUA